Molecule: messenger RNA, 2280 nt
Organism: Orycteropus afer afer
Lineage: Eukaryota; Metazoa; Chordata; Mammalia; Tubulidentata; Orycteropodidae
Gene: SEC63
Product: SEC63 homolog, protein translocation regulator
Exons: 21
Coding region: 1-2280 (759 amino acids)
Biological process (GO): post-translational protein targeting to endoplasmic reticulum membrane; SRP-dependent cotranslational protein targeting to membrane
Cellular component (GO): Sec62/Sec63 complex
Molecular function (GO): transmembrane protein transporter activity; RNA binding
Source: RefSeq, a predicted model, not a curated record
AUGGCGGGGCAGCAGUUCCAGUACGAUGACAGCGGGAACACCUUCUUCUACUUCCUUACCUCCUUUGUGGGGCUUAUCGUGAUCCCGGCCACAUACUAUCUCUGGCCCCGAGACCAGAAUGCCGAGCAAAUUCGAUUAAAGAAUAUCAGAAAAGUUUAUGGAAGAUGUAUGUGGUAUCGCUUACGACUUUUAAAACCUCAGCCAAAUAUUAUUCCUACAGUAAAGAAAAUUGUUCUGCUUGCAGGAUGGGCAUUGUUUUUAUUCCUUGCAUACAAAGUUUCCAAAACAGACCGAGAAUAUCAAGAAUACAAUCCUUAUGAAGUAUUAAAUUUGGAUCCUGGAGCAACAGUAGCAGAAAUUAAGAAACAAUAUCGUUUGUUGUCACUUAAAUAUCAUCCAGAUAAAGGAGGUGAUGAGGUUAUGUUCAUGAGGAUAGCAAAAGCUUAUGCAGCUUUAACUGAUGAAGAGUCCCGGAAAAAUUGGGAAGAAUUUGGAAAUCCAGAUGGCCCUCAAGCCACCAGCUUUGGAAUUGCACUGCCAGCUUGGAUAGUUGACCAGAAAAAUUCAAUUUUGGUGUUACUUGUUUAUGGGUUGGCAUUUAUGGUUAUACUUCCAGUUGUUGUGGGUUCGUGGUGGUAUCGCUCAAUACGUUAUAGUGGAGACCAGAUUCUAAUACGCACAACACAAAUUUAUACAUAUUUUGUUUAUAAAACCCGGAAUAUGGAUAUGAAACGUCUUCUCAUGGUUUUGGCUGGAGCCUCUGAGUUUGAUCCUCAGUAUAAUAAAGAUGCCACAAGCAGGCCAACGGAUAAUAUUCUAAUACCACAGCUAAUCAGAGAAAUUGGCAGUAUUAAUUUAAAGAAGAAUGAGCCUCCACUUACCUGCCCAUACAGCUUGAAGGCCAGAGUUCUUUUACUAUCUCAUCUUGCUAGAAUGAAAAUUCCUGAGACACUUGAAGAAGAUCAGCAGUUUAUGCUGAAAAAGUGUCCUGCCCUACUUCAAGAAAUGGUGAAUGUAAUCUGCCAACUAAUAAUAAUGGCUCGGAGCCGUGAAGAAAGGGAGUUUCGUGCUCCAACUUUGGCAUCCCUAGAAAACUGCAUGAAGCUUUCUCAGAUGGCUGUUCAAGGCCUUCAGCAGUUUAAGUCUCCUCUUCUGCAGCUCCCGCACAUUGAAGAGGACAAUCUCAGACGAGUUUCUAAUCAUAAAAAGUACAAAAUUAAAACUAUCCAGGAUUUGGUGAGUUUAAAAGAAUCAGAUCGCCGCAAUCUACUACACUUCCUUGAAGAUGAAAAAUAUGAAGAAGUUAUGGCUGUACUUGGGAGUUUUCCACAUGUGACUAUGGACAUAAAAUCACAGGUAUUGGAUGAUGAAGAUAGCAACAACAUCACAGUAGGAUCCCUAGUUACAGUUUUGGUUAAAUUGACAAGACAAACAAUGGCAGAAGUUUUUGAAAAGGAGCAGUCUAUCUGUGUAGCAGAGGAACAGCCAGUGGAAGAUGGGGGUGAUGCCAACAAGAACAGAACAAAAGGAGGAUGGCAGCAGAAGAGUAAAGGACCCAAGAAAACUGCUAAAUCAAAAAAAAAGAAGCCUUUGAAAAAAAAACCUACAUCUGUGCCGUUACCACCAUCAAAGCAACAGAAACAAAAGCAGGCAAAUGGAGUCAUUGGAAAUGAAGCUGUUGUAAAGGAAGAUGAAGAAGAAGUGUCUGAGAAAGGCAGUGAUUCUGAAGAAGAAGAAACCAAUAGAGAUUCCCAAAGUGAAAAAGAUGAUGGUAGUGACAGAGACUCUGAUAGAGAGCAAGAUGAAAAGCAGAACAAAGAUGAUGAAGCAGAAUGGCAAGAAUUACAACAGAGUAUACAGCGAAAGGAGAGAGCUCUACUGGAGACCAAAUCAAAGAUAACACAUCCUGUUUAUAGUCUUUAUUUUCCUGAGGAAAAACAAGAAUGGUGGUGGCUUUAUAUUGCAGACAGGAAGGAACAGACAUUAAUAUCUAUGCCCUAUCAUGUGUGUACACUAAAAGAUACCGAAGAGGUAGAAUUGAAAUUCCCUGCACCAGGCAAGCCUGGCAAUUAUCAGUACACAGUGUUUCUGAGAUCAGACUCCUAUAUGGGUUUGGACCAGAUUAAGCCAUUGAAGUUGGAAGUUCAUGAGGCUAAGCCUGUGCCAGAAAAUCAUCCCCAGUGGGAUACAGCAAUAGAGGGGGAUGAAGACCAGGAGGACAGCGAGGGCUUUGAAGACAGCUUUGAGGAAGAAGAGGAGGAAGAGGAAGAUGAUGACUAA